Molecule: messenger RNA, 1332 nt
Organism: Mangifera indica (mango)
Lineage: Eukaryota; Viridiplantae; Streptophyta; Magnoliopsida; Sapindales; Anacardiaceae
Product: heavy metal-associated isoprenylated plant protein 7-like
Exons: 5
Coding region: 198-1124 (308 amino acids)
Molecular function (GO): metal ion binding
Source: RefSeq, a predicted model, not a curated record
UUAGCAUUUUAGUUAUGAUGAUGAUAAAAGUAGACGAGUUAGCAUCGCGGCUUCAGAUCUGAGAGUGCAGAGCCCACAGUGAUAAAACUCUGAGUUACAAAGAGAGAGAGAAAACACCAGUCUCAAAGAAGCUUGCGCUUCAAACCAAAGCUUAUUUCCUCAACAGAGUCUCUGUACUGUGAGCUCAUACUAAACAAAUGGGGGAGGAAGAGAAGAAACCACCGGCAGAGGAGAAGAAAAUGGAGAAGAAACCUGCAGAAGAAAAGAAAGAGAAGAAAGACGAAGAGAAAGCUCCAGCUGAAGAAAAGGCAGCUGAAGAUUCAAAAGAUGGUAAAGAAGAAAAAGCCCCUCCUCCACCACAAGAAAUCGUCUUGAAAGUUUACAUGCAUUGUGAGGGUUGUGCUCGCAAAGUUCGCCGCUGUCUCAAAGGCUUUGACGGAGUUGAAGAUGUAAUGACUGAUUGCAAGAGUCAUAAGGUAGUUGUGAAAGGAGAAAAGGCUGAUCCACUCAAGGUUUUGGAGAGAGUUCAAAGGAAGGGUCACCGGCGGGUAGAGCUUCUUUCUCCGAUCCCAAAACCUCCGGCAGAGGAGGAGAAAAAGCCUGAAGAGAAGCCUAAACCUGAAGAGAAGAAAGAUGAGCCACAAGUGAUCAGGGUAGCGCUAAAAGUUCACAUGCAUUGCGAGGCUUGUGCUCAGGGGAUCAAAAAACGCAUACUGAGAAUGAAAGGGGUGGAAGCGGCAGAACCAGAUCUAAAGGCCUCAGAGGUUUCAGUGAAGGGUGUUUUUGAUCCUCCAAAGCUGGUUGAAUACCUGCACAAGAAGACUGGGAAGCAUGCGGUGAUUGUGAAACAAGAGCCAGAGAAGAAAGAAGAGAAAGCCCCGGAAGCCAAAGAAGAAGGUGGUGGUGGUGAGAAAGAAAAGAAAAGUGGUGAAGAAGAAAACAAAGAGAAAAAAGAAGGUGACAAUGAAGGUAAAGCAGGAGAGGCAGCAGAAGAGACAAAAGUGGUGGAGCUCAGGAAAAAUGAAUAUUAUUACUAUUACCCACCAAGGUAUGACAUAGAACCAUAUGCAUACCCUCCACAGAUCUUCAGUGAUGAGAACCCUAAUGCUUGUUCUGUCAUGUAAAAAUUUGGGGAACUCAGGGACAAAAAGGAGAUAAGAAAAAAAAGGACGUGAUCAAUCUUAUCUAUCUCCCUGUGCUUCCCUCUUGUAUCGUGUAGUCUUUUCUGCUAUACAGUAUAAUCUGCAGAUUAGCUGUAGAAUUUUGUGAGGCUUGUCCUCCUUAAGCUUAAGCUAUUAUAUAUAAAUAUAUAAAUGACAAUCAUUUCAAGUC